UGUGAACCGGAAGCAGUUGGUCACGUGAUGGCGGUCGAAACCUCGCAUGCUUACAGCAGCACAUGUACAUGCUCAAUUUAAAACAAAUAUGCCUAUAGCUUUUCUUUAAACGAAGCGCUUUACUAUUGCUGGUAAUUUUUUUUAACUUUUCUUUUCAGCGGCUGAUAGCUGUUAUACUUUUACCAAUAAGUUUAUGUUAUCAAAAAUAACACUAACUAGCAUUAGCUCGUGUUCGUUGGCCAGUAUCCGAACAUCCAGCCAUCCAUUUCCUACCGCUUAUUCCCUUUUGGGUCGCGGGGGGCGCUGGUGCCUAUCUCAGCUACAAUCGGACGGAAGCCGGUGUACACCCUGGACAAGUCGCCAACUAAUUGCAGGGCCAGAGUAUCCGAACAGAAAGCAUGAAGGGCAAAUGGAAGGGAGGCGGAAAAAAGAAGAAAGGCAACGAAGUGUUGCAGAAGUACAUGGUGGCGGUGGAUGAAUUUGUGAAAAGCAAGAAUGGUGCAGAGGAGCCACAGGCUGACACCAGCGUGAGGUUUGUCCAAAGGAAAAGUCGGAAGGAGCUUCGGAAAGAGAAGCGAAAACUGAAGAAAGCCAGAAUGAAAAGCUACUAUCAAGGCAUAAAGACUGACGUCGACGAUGGUGCUCCCCCGGAUCCAGCUGAUCCUCAACAACCACGUCCAAAAAAGGAGACCGUCAAAAAAAGCAUUGCUAAAAACAAUGCCAUGAAAGCAGAACAGUCUAAGAAAGCCACCAAGCUUCAAGAAUCCAGAAAGAAAGCCCUGUUGGAGGCCAACGAACAAGAAGAUAGAGAAAUAAAAAAGCUAGAGCGCUUUCUCAAAUUAAACAAGAGAAAAAACAAGAAAAGCAUUCCUCAGUCAUUUGUGGCCGACGGCCUGGACUACAUCCUGGGGGUCCUGGACUCUGACACUUUGGCCGCCGGCAUGGGUGACAGCGAUGACGACAUGGACAUGGCCAAGCAAAACUUUGAACAACUGGACAAGGACACCUCACAGCCCUCAGAUGAGGAGGAGGAAGAGGAGGACGUGGCGAGUGAAGGCAACGGAGAAGAUAUGGAUUCUUCCAGCGAUGAAGUUGAUGCGUCGGAGGAGGAGGUUGAAGUUAACUGUGAAGAAGAGGAAAUGGAUGAAACCCAAGAUGUGGGUGAUGCUGAAGACAUAAAUAAGGAAGCCAUGGAGUCCAAUUCAAAUCCUGGUGCAUCUGACACCGGCAAAUACGUGCCUCCUCAGGUGCGCAACGCUGCAGGUGACCAACACAAAGCCGAGCUGGAAAAACUCCGGAAGAACGUCAAAGGCCUUGUAAACAGACUGAGCGAGCCCAACAUGUCGUCCAUCAGCGGCCAGCUGGAGGCGCUCUAUAUGAGCUGCAGCAGGAAGGACAUGAACGACACCCUCACCGAGGUGCUGCUGGCGGCCUGCGUCACCCCAGCGCUGAUGCCUGACAGGCUGCUGAUGGAGCACGUCCUCCUCGUCAGCGUCCUUCAUCACGCUGUGGGCUUGGAGGUGGGAGCCCAUUUUCUGGAGACGGUGGUGCGCAUGUUCGACAAUGAGUACAACCGGCCAAGUGAGGGCAAAGAGUGCGACAACCUUGUGGCCAUUGUGGCCCACCUCUACAACUUCCAUGUGGUGCACUCACUCCUCAUCUUCGACAUCCUGAGACGCUUCGUGGCGGCCUUCGCCGAGAAGGACAUCGAGCUGGUGCUGUUUUUGCUAAAGAACGUCGGCUUCUCCCUGAGGAAGGACGACGCACUGGCUCUCAAGGACCUCAUCACCGAGGCCCAGCGCAAGGCGUCUGACGUGGGAAAUAAGUUCAAGGAUCAAACAAGAGUGCGCUUCAUGUUGGAAACCAUGCUGGCUUUAAAGAAUAAUGACAUGCGCAAGAUCCCAGGCUACGAUCCUGAACCUGUGGAGAAACUGAAGAAGCUGCAAAGGACUCUGAUCCAACGCAGAGCAGCAGGCAGCGACAUGAUGCUCAGAGUUUCCCUGGACAAUCUGCUGUCAGCCAAUGAGGUGGGCCGCUGGUGGAUCGUGGGCUCCUCGUGGAACGGAGCGCCCAUGAUCAGCCAACAAGAGAACACGGCAGCCGACAAAAGCAGCAGCGAAGGACAAUACAGCACCAAAGUUCUGGAGCUGGCUCGAAAACAGAGGAUGAACACCGAGGUCAGAAGAAACAUCUUCUGCGUGCUCAUGACCAGCGAAGAUUACCUGGAUGCGUUUGAGAAGCUGUUGAGGAUGGGACUGAAGGACAAGCAGGAGAGAGAAAUUGUCCACGUUCUGAUGAACUGCUGUCUGCAGGAGAAGACCUUCAACAGUUUUUAUGCGGUGCUGGCAGAUAAGUUCUGCACUCACGACCGCCGUUUCCAGAUGACCUUCCAGUUCAGCCUGUGGGACAAAUUCAGGGAGCUUGCCGACCUUCCCACCAGGACUUUGAGCAACCUGGUCCAGCUGGUGACCCACCUGCUCCAGAAGAAGUGCCUCUCGUUGUCUUUGUUCAAAGGGCGAGAUACAAGCUUUAUUGCCAUCUACAUGUUAAGAGUGGGGCAGCACGGUGGAACAGGGGUCAUCGAGUUUGGAGAACUGGACAAGGCCAAAGUGCGCUUCCUGCGUCAGGUCCUGACUCGCCUGCUCAAAGACAGCGAGCCCGAGGAGCUCCUCAGCAUAUUUGCAAGGAUCUCUGGAAUUCCCAACCUGGGAAUGCUGCGGGAGGGCUUGAAGCUCUUCAUCAGCCACUUCCUGCUGAAGAACGGCCCGUCGCAGGAGUCAGAGGAGCAGGCGGCCAUGCUGUCCGAGCGCGCUCACAUCGCCACCAAGGCCAUGGAGGCCAAAGAUGUCAAAGUCAAACUGUAAGAAAAAUAAUUGACUUCUUCUUCCCAUGAUGUCCUCUAAGCUUUUCCCUCAAAAUAAAUCUUUUGUAAAUAUAUAUAUAUAUAUAAUGUUUUUGCUAAGGCACACCUCCAAAUAUGUGUAUUUAUCAGGAAUGUUUUCCAUAAAAAGGAUGACUCAUGCUGAAUUAUUUGCAUAAGAAUAAAAUCAUCUCUUUCCAAA
Nerophis ophidion (straightnose pipefish) is the source of this 3062-nucleotide messenger RNA. It is a transcript of the gene nom1, whose product is annotated as nucleolar protein with MIF4G domain 1. Gene Ontology annotation, biological process: ribosomal small subunit biogenesis. Gene Ontology annotation, molecular function: RNA binding; protein binding. The transcript has 12 exons. Lineage: Eukaryota; Metazoa; Chordata; Actinopteri; Syngnathiformes; Syngnathidae. The record is from RefSeq and is a predicted model, not a curated record. Gene Ontology annotation, cellular component: nucleolus. The coding region runs from base 399 to 2864 and encodes 821 amino acids.